UAAUAACCGCGCGCUCACGGCUUCUGACGGUGGCCGCUGCGUCUGCGUACGGGGAGCUGGUUGCCGCUGCGGCCGCCUGGAAUUGUGGGGGUUGUGUCUGCCCCUCGGCUGCCGGGCUGGAAGCCGAAGAAGUCACCCUCUCCUUACCCAGAGAGCUUGCUGGAGCUGCAUUCCCACUCUGGAUAGGAAGGUGAUGGUGAAGGUGUGAGGAGCAGAGCUGGAGAUGAGCUGGAGCAGAGAUGACCCACAAAGACAGCACUGGGAUUCAUAUUUGUCUGCCCAAAUUAGGCAGUGAGCUUCUAUUUGUGUAGAGGCCCCUAAUUAUGCCUCACCAGGGCCUGCUCCUAUUUAGGAUGGCUCCUCUGGGCAUGCUGCUCGGCAUGCUGAUGACCUCCUGCUUCACCUUCUGCCUCAGUCAUAAGAACUCGGAGUUUGCCCUGACCAACCCAGAGGAGAGCAGCACCAAAGAAACAGAGAGAAAGGAAACCACAGCAGAGGAGGAGCUGGAUCCCAAGGUCCUGGAGGUGUUUCACCCUACCCAUGAGUGGCAGGCACUUCAGCCAGGUCAUGCUGUUCCUGCAGGAUCCCAUGUGCGGCUGAAUCUCCAGACUGGGGCAAGAGAAGUGAAACUCCAAGAUGAGGACAAGCUUCGAAAUAAUUUGAAAGGGUUGAAAAAAGGCACAAGGCUGGACAUCAACACCAAUACCUAUUCAUCUCAGGACCUCAAGAGCGCACUGGCAAAAUUCAAGGAGGGGGCAGAUAUGGAGAGUUCAAAGGAAGACAAGGCAAGGCAGGCCAAAGUUAAACGGCUGUUCCGUCCCAUUGAGGAGCUGAAGAAGGACUUUGAGGAGCUGAAUGUUGUCAUUGAGACUGACAUGCAGAUCAUGGCACGACUGAUCAACAAGUUCAAUAGUUCCAACUCCAGCCUGGAAGAGAAGAUUGCGGCACUCUUUGAUCUUGAAUAUUAUGUCCAUCAGAUGGAUAAUGCACAGGACCUGCUUUCCUUUGGUGGCCUUCAAGUGGUGAUCAACGGGCUGAACAGCACAGAACCCCUGCUGAAGGAGUAUGCUGCGUUUGUGCUGGGGGCUGCCUUUUCCAGAGUGGCUGAAAAGAAAGGAUGACUGCCUGAGCAGUUA
Physeter macrocephalus (sperm whale) is the source of this 1136-nucleotide messenger RNA. RefSeq names its product SIL1 nucleotide exchange factor (gene SIL1). NCBI's taxonomy places the organism in Eukaryota, Metazoa, Chordata, Mammalia, Artiodactyla, Physeteridae. The record is from RefSeq and is a predicted model, not a curated record. The coding region runs from base 324 to 1121 and encodes 265 amino acids. The transcript has 10 exons.